AUGCGCGGCUUUCGACUCAAGUACGACCGAUGGCUCCAGGACUUUCCGCUGCUGACGAAAGGUGUCACGUCGGCCAUUCUCUUUGGUCUGGGUGACCGAUUCGCGCAACGACUCGAGACAAAUGACGACAAAAGUGACCGUGAAGAUCGUUACGGGCUCAAACGGACGGCACGGAUGAUGGUAUGGGGUGGACUAGUGUUCGGUCCCAUUGGCCACGUGUGGUACAAUUUCCUUGAAAAGACCAUUCGAGGCAAAGGCACGGCUGCAAUCAUCAAGAAAAUUGCAAUUGAUCAAGUCAUUCUCGCACCGCCACUAGCACUUGCUUUCUUCACAUAUGCUGGCUACUCUGAAGGCGAACCAUUGCAUGAUACAGUGAAAACUGCAGUGACCAAGUUGCGUCCAACGCUCGCAGUAAAUUGGACUGUUUGGCCAUUGGUGCACGUAGGCACCUUUGGCUUUGUGCCUUUGCAGUAUCGAGUUCUGUACAUCAAUGUAGCAAACAUUGGGUGGUCUGCCUUCCUAUCGCAAAUGGCAAGCAAAGAUGGUCAAGUCUCGGAAACACACAAGAUGGAACCAGCAACAGAUUAA
Messenger RNA from Peronospora farinosa, 588 nucleotides. The record is from the annotation of a GenBank genome assembly. NCBI's taxonomy places the organism in Eukaryota, Oomycota, Peronosporomycetes, Peronosporales, Peronosporaceae.